CAGGCUCCCCUCGGAACAGAGGCCAGAGCAUGGCUCGCCGGUGCCUGACAGCAUGAGGCUCGCCCAAGCCGAGGACAUGGUAUCUGCAACCCCUACUGAGGGGGGCAGGCUGUCUCGGCCACUAGCAGAUGGAGCCAGCAAGAGCCCACUAGGGGUCUUCACCACCCCAGAGCCACUUCUUCGACUGCAGAGGACACAGAGGGUGUGGCAGGUCCCAGAGCUGGAUGCCCAGCAUGCCAAGGCCUUUCUUGAGCUGUGGCCACUGGGGAGCUUCCUGGUCAUAGGGCAGGAUCCUAGCCCGGUCCUGAUGCUGAAGACGGGACCCUCAUCAGGAGACGUCAACACCUAUCAAAUUCACAAGUUUCCUGGAGGUGUGUCCCUGGAAUCCUCCAACCUCUGCAUGCCAGACUGCCCCCAUCUCCUGGCCUUCCUGUCAGCCAGCAGGGACGUCUUGCCAAGGACACUGCUCUUGCCCACUCCAACGAUGGGUCCUGGAGACAAGGACGCAGAUCCUCUGCGACUUGGCUGCAUCCAGGUCAACACCUCGGGGAGGGUACUGUCUGUGGUGAACCAGCUCUACCUGGAGACGCACGGAGGCUGGGGGGACGUGCAGGCUCCGCAGCAAACAGAGCCAGCGGCUGCCCAGAAAUUCAGCCUAGCCCCUAGGAAGCCCACCCCACAUCGGGUCUCCUGGGUGGAGGACCCCCUGAGACCGGAAGUGCAUCAUGCUGGACCAGACUCUCUUCACCUUGGCCGGGAAGCGCACCAUCCUGGGCCUGCUCUAGCUGGUGUGGUGGAAGAGGAGGAGGAUUCGAACAACGCUAAUUGCAGAGACGAGGAGGAAAGCCGCGAAGACCUGCUCACUGCCCACAUCCGUGCUCUGGCCAGGGCCCGGAGCAGCUAUGUGGCCAGGCAGUACCGAUGCCUUCGGGCGCGCCUCACCUCAAAUUCUGGAAAUCCCUACAGGCCCGGGGAUCCGGCCACCGAGCUGCUUCAGGAUGUGCGCCAGCUCCUCACGGAUCUCCAGAAUUACCUGGCGAAGGACCCCGACGUCAGAGCAGUCUUUGGGAACAGGGAACCUAGGGUCCCUCGGGACGAGGAUCUUGGCCCCGCGGUGGAGGUGGCCCUGUGUCGGGCAGUUCUGGAACCCCUGAAGCCCGCCCUGUGGACCAAACUCCGAACUCUCAGAGCCCAGGAGCUGCGGCUACUGCGCAGGCGCCAAAUCGCCUUGCGGGUUGGGGCGGGGCCCGAGGGACAGAGCCCCGCCCCAGCCCUGCGGAGCCGCAUCCACGCGCGUCUCGCGCACCUGCACGCCGCGUGCGCCCCGCGCCGCAAGGUGGCGCUGCUGCUGGCAGUGUGCAGCGACGUCUACGCGGGCCUGGCCCGUGGCGAGAAUCAAGAACCCCUAGGGGCCGACGCCUUUUUGCCAGCCCUGACGGAGGAGCUGAUCUGGAGCCCGCACAUUGGGGAGACACAGCUGGAUGUGGAGUUUCUUAUGGAGCUCUUGGAUCCAGAGGAGCUGCGGGGAGAAGCUGGGUAUUAUCUUACCACGUGGUUUGGGGCCCUCUACCACAUUGCUCACGACCAGCCCGAUGCUGGUCGUGCACCCCAGGGUCUCAGCUCCGAGGCCCGGGCCUCCCUGCGCCAGUGGCACCGAAGGCGGACACUGCACCAGCAAGCCCAGCCUACAGCCCAGGCUGACCUGCCCUUUGAGGAGCCAUGGGCAAUAGGGGACCAGUGAUGGUUAGCGUCCUCAAACCCCAGUCACUUCUGAGCCUUUCGGCGCACUCCUCUGAUAAGCUAUAUGCUAGCGGCAUCUGGAACAGUGUGGAGGGUGGGCAGGAAGAGGGACACGCCUUCUGCACUGGCUGUCCCUACUUAAUGUCAGCCCUUCUCCUCCCUCCCUUCCAACCCCGCCUGGCCUGGCCAGAUGUUACCUCAAUAAGGCCCUCCCCCAGCAAACACAACCCCCAACCAGUACUGAAACCAAACCCUCUCACAGAAUAAAGGCACAGUCCCCCAAA
Messenger RNA from Mesocricetus auratus (golden hamster), 2024 nucleotides. RefSeq names its product Ras and Rab interactor like (gene Rinl). Gene Ontology annotation, biological process: vesicle-mediated transport. The record is from RefSeq and is a predicted model, not a curated record. Gene Ontology annotation, molecular function: guanyl-nucleotide exchange factor activity; small GTPase binding. NCBI's taxonomy places the organism in Eukaryota, Metazoa, Chordata, Mammalia, Rodentia, Cricetidae. Gene Ontology annotation, cellular component: endocytic vesicle; cytosol.